UCUAUAUAUAUAUAUAUAUAUAUAUAUCUACAGCCAUCUCUUCGUCUUCCCCAGACUGCUCUCUUGUUUGUUUUUCCUGUUUUAAAAUCCUUCUUUUUCGUCGCCAAUUCUCUGAUAUAGUAUCACCAUGAGCAACUCUUUUUCAAAAACCCUUGCUUCUCAACCAAAAAAAUUGAUCUUAGUUCGUCAUGGACAAAGUGAAUGGAACGAGAAAAACUUGUUCACCGGUUGGGUCGACGUUAAACUAACUGAAAAGGGUAGAAGCGAAGCUCAAAGAGCAGGCGUCUUGUUAAAGGAAUCUGGCUUAAAACCUGACAUCUUAUAUACCUCUAAAUUAUCAAGAGCCAUUCAAACUGCCAACAUCGCUUUAGAAACUGCUGACAGACUAUUCAUCGACGUUAAAAGAACUUGGAGACUAAAUGAACGUCACUAUGGUGACUUGCAAGGUAAGGAUAAAUCUGAAGCUUUGAACCAAUUUGGCCCUGAGCUAUUCAAAACCUACAGAAGAAGUUACGAUACUCCUCCUCCACCAAUCGCCGAUGACAACAAAUUCUCUCAAUUUGGUGAUGAAAGAUACAAAGAAAUCGAUCCAAAUGUCUUGCCUAAAACCGAAUCAUUGAAAUUGGUGAUUGACAGAUUAUUACCAUACUGGCAAGAUGAAAUUGCAAGGGACUUGUUAGACAACAAAACCGUCUUAGUUGUAGCCCAUGGUAAUUCCCUAAGAGGUUUGUACAAACAUUUAACCGGAAUUACUGCCGAAGAAAUUUCUGAAAUCAAUAUUCCAACUGGUAUUCCUUUGGUCUUUGAAUUGGAUUCUACUUUGAAUCCAAUCAAACCCCCUUACUAUUUGGAUCCAGAAGCUGCCGCUGCCGGUGCUGCUGCUGUUGCUGCCCAAGGCCAAAAGAAAUAAACCUCUUUUAUACAUAGCAUCUCAAUAUAUCUUUAUUUCAAUCAAACUCAAUUCGAGUUAACUCACUUUUCCUCAAUUGAACUCAUUUCUAUCCAUCUCACAUCAUUUAUCUCACUCGUGCUAUCUCUUAUCCAGCCCGAGAUUCCUUUUUUCAAAACAUCACAAAACGUGACAUUUCACUAUUCCCUCACGCGCCAUAAUGCGUGUUUCUGCACAUACCGCGUAUGUGGAACCCCAGAAUUGCAAUUAUUUCGCUCCAUAUAUAAUACCCACUAUCUACCCAAUUUCCUUCAUAACUCCAGAUUGUAG
Molecule: messenger RNA, 1219 nt
Organism: Ascoidea rubescens DSM 1968
Lineage: Eukaryota; Fungi; Ascomycota; Saccharomycetes; Ascoideales; Ascoideaceae
Product: 2,3-bisphosphoglycerate-dependent phosphoglycerate mutase
Exons: 1
Coding region: 128-910 (260 amino acids)
Biological process (GO): glycolytic process
Molecular function (GO): intramolecular phosphotransferase activity
Source: RefSeq, a predicted model, not a curated record